UCACCAUCCAAGGACGACUCCAAACCGAUACCACAGCGGCCAAAGAAGAGAAAUCCAGUGAAAAAGCGAGCUAAGGUCCCAAAGAAGCCCAAAUGGGAUGCUGAGAGUCUCCUAAAGGACCCGAAAUCGCCUCUGGCCACGGCGAAUCUGAGAAGUAUUUUAUGUAACCCCAUGGCAUGGACGGCCCUAGACCCAGAAGACAAGGCGGAAAUCCUCGCUCUCUUCCCUGAUAAGAGCCACAUUCUUGACUCGGGCACGGAAGACGCGCGGCCCAACUUUGCGUCACUGAUGAACGACGACAGUUUUCGCUACGACUGCGCUGCUUAUACAGAAAACAUUGCGGAGGGUCGUCAUGAUCCGGAAUGGCUUGCGUCGGCGUGGAGUGCGCACGAGAGGAGGAAGGCGGGAGACUUUGACAAGUAUCUGGUUGAUAAGCUGGAGGAGGAAUGGGGCGUUGAGAUUCCAGAGGGGAUGAGGAUUCGGAGG
Messenger RNA from Trichoderma virens Gv29-8, 486 nucleotides. RefSeq lists its product as uncharacterized. The annotation marks the transcript as partial. The record is from RefSeq and is a predicted model, not a curated record. Lineage: Eukaryota; Fungi; Ascomycota; Sordariomycetes; Hypocreales; Hypocreaceae. The transcript has 2 exons.